AUGGGUGGGGUAAAGUCUUACAAAAGCAGUACAACCACAGCAGUCUCAGCCAGCAUCAACAUGAACUGCAGCGUGCUUCACAGAGUGCUGCUCAGCUACGGAAUGGAAAAGAGGCUAGACCCCGUCGCUCUGCAGCCUUUCUGGGACUUUGUCAAAGCAAAGGAGCCACUGAUCAAGUCACCUUACUUUCCAGUGCUGUUUUCAUUUACAGCUUACAUGACUUUCUGUCUUCCUUACAUUGCACUGGACUUCUUAAGCACUAAAGUACCAGCCGUGAAAAAAUACAAAAUCCAGCCUCUGAGUUAUCCAACUCUGGGAAUGAUGGUACCUUGUAUGGUUCAAUGUGUCUAUCAUCACAUUGUCUUUAUCUUCCCAGUGACAGUUGCUCAUUGGUACUGGAGACCAGUGGAUUUACCAGCAAUAGCUCCAGAGCUGCUGAGGGUCCUGCUGGAUGUAACUGUUUGCCUGCUUCUCUUUGAUUUCCAGUAUUUUCUGUGGCAUUUGCUUCAUCAUAAGGUGCCUUGGCUCUACAAGACUUUUCACAAGGUUCAUCAUAAGCAUGUAUCUACGUUUGCUCUUACCACACAGUACUCAAGUGUUUGGGAGUUACUUUCACUGGGAUUUUUUGCUGCCAUAAAUCCAGUGUUGCUGAAGUGCCAUCCUUUGACAGAAAUGAUUUUCUUCCUUGUUAAUAUCUGGCUGUCAGUGGAGGAUCAUUCAGGCUAUGAACUUCCAUGGUCAACAAACAGACUGAUACCAUUUGGCCUGUAUGGAGGAGCUCCGCAUCACGAUCUCCAUCACCUGAAGUUCAGAUGUAACUAUGCUCCUUACUUCACCCACUGGGAUAGACUAUUUGGAUCACUUGCUCACGCACAUUCACAACAAUAACAGGGAAUUCGUCUGUUACCUAGCUAAUUUUGUACAGCUAAUAAAUUAAGAGUAUAAUUUUUUCUGAGUCACAGAUAUAAAAUGUGAAAUCAUUUAUAACAAAUCUAGUUUAAUGUUUGUAUAUAUAUUUAAAGAAUUGCAUAUGUAAGGUCUGUUACUAUGUGUUUGGAAACAAUGUCACACUAUAAGGAAAGCAUUAAGAAACACUCACUGUUUUUCUUUUUUCCUUUGAAUAUGCCAGCUUUUAUAAAGCAUAUUGUGUUACUGUGUUAUACAUACAGAGACAAAUAUUUUCUUACUGUUAUAGGAUGACUUGUGAUAUAUGAAUAGAACCAAUGCACAUAGUGUGCAUUAAGAAUUCCAAGAAAAUAUCUUAUUUAAAAAAGGUUGCUGCUGGAUGGCAUUAAAUGUCUAAUCUGAUUCUGUUUGUUCUUUGCAAUAAUUUGGAUCUUUAUAUUGCAUACCCAAGUAUACUCUCUAUUUUUUUUAAGUGGAAAAUAAAUCUUUAUAUUUGUUUAAAA
Messenger RNA from Dermochelys coriacea (leatherback sea turtle), 1409 nucleotides. RefSeq names its product cholesterol 25-hydroxylase (gene CH25H). Lineage: Eukaryota; Metazoa; Chordata; Testudines; Dermochelyidae. The record is from RefSeq and is a predicted model, not a curated record. Gene Ontology annotation, molecular function: C-4 methylsterol oxidase activity; iron ion binding; steroid hydroxylase activity. Gene Ontology annotation, biological process: cholesterol metabolic process; sterol biosynthetic process. The transcript has a single exon. The coding region runs from base 1 to 888 and encodes 295 amino acids.